Micropterus dolomieu (smallmouth bass) is the source of this 1369-nucleotide messenger RNA. Its product is annotated as stonustoxin subunit beta-like. Bases 365 to 1369 code for a protein of 334 amino acids. Gene Ontology annotation, molecular function: protein binding. NCBI's taxonomy places the organism in Eukaryota, Metazoa, Chordata, Actinopteri, Centrarchiformes, Centrarchidae. The record is from RefSeq and is a predicted model, not a curated record. The transcript is spliced from 5 exons.
UCAGUUUUUAACACACAAAGCAAAAAUUUAACAAAAAACAGAACAAAACUUCACCUUUAUGUGUGGCAUUCUGAAUGAAGAAAUCUGACCAUUCAUAGCAUCCUGCUAAAUUUACCGUUUCCAUUCAGUGGUGCUUUAACUCAAAGAUGGCUCUCUUUACCUGAAAGAAGUGUGAGCAGUGUGCCACUUUAAAAUGACCACAGAGAGCAGCAGCAGGAGCUCUGACUGGCCAGACUCUGCACACAAAUACUACAAAAUACAAACACAGUUCUUGUUUGCCAAUCAGAACUCCUGCUGCUGCUCUGAAACAUCUGUGUUACAGUUUCAGGUCUAAAAUACUGCCUGACUUUAGCAGGGAGACACGAUGACGCCAGUGGACCUUUUGAAGACUCUGGAGGAUUUAAAAGAGGAGGAAUUCACAAAGUUUAAAUGGUAUCUGAAGCAGCCUGACAUCCUGGAACCCUACCAAACCAUCAAAGUAUACAAGCUGGAGAAGGCAGAAAGGCAGGACACUGUGGAUCUGAUGGUGAAUGCCUAUAAACCUCAUGGAGCUCUGAAGGUGACCAAGAAGGUUUUAGAGGAGCUACCCAGGAACGACCUGGUGCAGAGUCUGCCAGACACCAGCUCAGGACCAGAAGUGGAUGUCAAUAAAGUUGGAGAGACUUCAGGGAACAGAGGAGCGUCCUCCUCCCAGUGUGAAGAGGAGGCUCCAUUGAAGCCGCUGCCAGGGGUCAAAGCAUCCAAGAAAGCUCUGGUGGAGCCUGGUGGAGACCGAUGGUUGAGACCAGGUCUGAGGAAGUAUUCCUGUGAACUCACAAUCGACACAAAUACAGUACACAGAAACAUUAAACUGUCUGACAACAACAGGAAGGCGACACUUGUGAAUGAGAAUCAGUCAUAUCCUGAUCAUCCAGAGAGGUUUGACUACUGGAAGCAGCUGCUGUGUAGAAAUGGUCUGACUGGUCGCUGUUACUGGGAGGUCGAGUGGAGAGGAAGAGUUAAUAUAUCAGUGAGUUACAGAGGAAUCAGAAGAAGAGGUGGCAGUAUAGACUGCUGGUUUGGAAGGAAUGAUCAGUCCUGGAGUCUGAGCUGCUCUGAUGGUUAUUACUCUGUCUGUCACAAUAAGAGAGAAACAUCCACCACCACCACCACCUCCUCCUCCCCCUUCUCCUCCUCCUCCUCCUCUUCCUCUGGUAGAGUAGCAGUGUAUGUGGACUGUCCUGCGGGCUCUCUGUCCUUCUACAGAGUCUCCUCUGACACACUGAUCCACCUCCACACCUUCAACACCACAUUCACUGAACCUCUUUAUCCUGGAUUUGGGCUCUGGUUGUCUGGUUCUGGUUCCUCAGUGUCUCUGUGUUCUGUGUAG